AUGCUUCCCACAAUCAGAUCACGAGCCGCAUGGCAAAUUUCGAAACGAAUUCAAACUGCUUCACGGCGAAGCUAUGCGUUUUCCGCCAACGAUCAACAAGAAAUUAACGACCCUACCCCCCAGAAGGACGUUCCGAACGUUUCCAAGACCAAUGAGCUUCCAACUGAGGCGGUCCACACAUCAACCUCUUUGCAGGAAAAGACUGAAGAUGCAGAACACAGGAGGGUAACGCAGGCGCCAAACCGAGCCGUGGCGUGGUCCAGGAGUCAAAACCCAAGAGCAAAAGCGAUGUCAGGCCCGAGAUUCGAACAAACCAUUAUGGAGGCUCAGCCUGCACCCCAAGCAGCUAUUACUCUAAUUCAUCAGCAGCCAGUGCGCUGGACACAUGAGCGAAUGGUCGCAUGCGACGGCGGUGGUGGGCCAUUGGGUCAUCCAAGAAUAUUCAUCAACGUUGAUAAACCCCAAAUCUGCAUGUGUACAUACUGUGGUCUUCCAUUUGCAAACGAACAUCAUCGCGCGCAUCUCGAGUCCUUACAUACAACACCAUAUCCUUUGGAGCCGCAGGGCAAAGCUGCUGAGGUUCCCGAGUCGCAGCGUAUUACAGAUGAGGCCUUGGGUCAGAGAUGA
This is a messenger RNA of Glarea lozoyensis ATCC 20868, 627 nucleotides long. RefSeq lists its product as uncharacterized. The record is from RefSeq and is a predicted model, not a curated record. Gene Ontology annotation, biological process: mitochondrial electron transport, NADH to ubiquinone. The transcript has 3 exons. The coding region runs from base 1 to 627 and encodes 208 amino acids. Lineage: Eukaryota; Fungi; Ascomycota; Leotiomycetes; Helotiales; Helotiaceae.